Mycena citricolor is the source of this 3208-nucleotide messenger RNA. Lineage: Eukaryota; Fungi; Basidiomycota; Agaricomycetes; Agaricales; Mycenaceae. The record is from the annotation of a GenBank genome assembly.
AAAGACAAUCAUUGCACUUCAUCUUGACCAAUGUGGUGCACUCGGUGGUUUCUGCCCUUGUUGAUUCUCCCUCUUCCGACGGCUCCUCCCUACUUUCUGAUCCUCUUCCUUGUUGCUUUGUUCAUCCAAGCUAGACCUUGUUUCUACUGCAUCGUACUGCUUGGAACUCUGUUCUUCUCCUCCUGUAAUUGGCAUCCGUUCCCCCUCGAGGCGCCACUGUCCACUCCCUGGGCAGACGACAUCACGACUUUCGGCGCAGCGCUCAACUUCUCAUUGCCCAGCGGGAUCCAGGCUCCUUUACCUCCCGUGAUAAGUCUGUUGGACCGCUGCUGGUGCGAUAUUUGGUCCGGCGGACUCUUCGAACCGUUCAACGUUUCGCGCUGGGAAGAAUCGAGUAUCCUUAGACUAGCGAGCCAACUCAAACAGGCGGAGGAAUCAACGGUGCCGGAUGAGGAAACAGAAGAGCCUGAGGUAGUGCUGGGUUCGAAUGCCACCGAGGUGUUGCAAGAGGAUCUUCCUUCACCUGGCCCACCAGCUGCGAGAUACGCUUCGCCGAUCCGUGAGGUUGCAGCCGGUGUGCGGGGCCUUCUCGAUUCGUAUUUCCGAAGAGCUCGAAAAGUUGUAGAGCCCAUUACUAGCUCGCCCGAUACCCUGCUACGAGAGGCACCGGCCUCAGCAGAACCGGUCGCACACUUACCACUGUUUCGGCGCGAAUACGACCUUCGACCGCAAGGGCUCGGGAUAAUUCUUGACUUUGGAUGGACACAUUUGCCGAAUCCUAAAUAAUGCUGGUGUAUCAUACGUACUCUAAUUCAAGAUAGCCUCUGUACAAGUGCGGCCUGCUUCUUGAGCGGGUGAGCCAAGCGCGUUGUCCGCACCCGGGUAUAUUCGCGUCUCGGCAGUGGUGACAGCUACUUACAUACGUUUUUGCUUUCAACCACAAUCAACUGCAUCGUCCUCUUCUUCCAUGUCUGCCCACUCAUCGGGUGGAUCGACGGAGAACAAGAAACCUCAUACUCGCCCGGCUCUGGAUCCAUUGGUUGCGGGAACGUCAAGCUCCGGCCCUAGCAAACUCGAGCUUGUUCAGAACGCACUUUUUGCCCGGUUCUCGCACAAGAAACAUGAUUCCACGAAAAUUCUGUCCGACUUGGCCCCGGUCAUUAUGACGCCGCGCAUGAUAAAUUCGGCUGCCAACGCUUCCCUCCGUCGCCAAACCAUUUCCCCCGCAGCAAACUCGCAACCACGCCCGUCUGUCGAUUUCGCGACCCUCGGCCGCGCGCCGCUGCGACUUGGGCUGGGGUCCCGGCGGAUCACUUCGGGAGACCUGCAAAUCGUUGAGGCGACGGACGAGCUGCUACUGAGCGAAAUCCCGGAGCCAGACGGUGUCGCGUCGGACGUCAGUCUUCUGCGGGGUUUCAAUGCGACGAUUCCGAGUGCGGAGCAGGGCCGUGUCCGCAGGCGGCAGAUGCGUAACGUCGAUACGCCGAGGCUGGGACUCAAGCGGCUAGGGAUGAGUGCACGCGGGUUGCUUGCGGAGGAAGAGGACGGGGAGCAUGACCACGAUGGGCAGAGUGUGACGAGUGAGGACGAUGUGGUUGUUGUGCAGCCUGGCAAAGGCAAACGUCGGGGACGGGAAAGCCUGAGCAGCGCGAAGAUCCUUGGCAAGGACGAGCUCACUCGCCAGACGAAAGAAAUCCUACGCGACAAGGAGAACAUCCAUGUGCGAAGGAGUUUAAUAAAUAACGAAAUCGCGGAAAUAACGAGCAAGAUUGCUGCGUUGGAUGGCAUCAGGGCGAAGCUGGAGCAAAAUCUGCUCAAGCUCCAUGAAGACGAGCUGGAAUUGGAAGAUGAGCUCGUGGGAGUCAAAGAGAGGUUAGAGUACGAGCAAUCGCAACAGCGUGCUCAGCAACAACAUUCUGCCCUCCCCGCACAUCCAAACCACGCGUCUCGACGCAGGAAGGGCCCUGCCUUCUUGCCAUCUGAACAUGAUGAGCUCCCGCCCGGCGUUGCGUUUAUGACCCUGGAAGGUCACUCAACCCCAAUAACAGCGCUCGAUCUCUCGGAGCCCUAUGGCACCCUUGUCAGCGCGUCGCAGGACGACUCUCAGCCUCGUGUCUGGGAUCUGUUCUCUGGGACUGAAAUCGGUCGCUUACGAGGGCACACUGAUGCGGUCAAAUGCCUUCAGGUCGAAGAUACAACCUGUCUGACUGGAGGCGCCGACGGAAAUGUGCGAUUGUGGGAUCUGCGUAAGGUGGACACCGACGGGUGGAGCGACGAGGGUGAGCUGGUGACGUUGAGUGAAAUUGCCGAAGAGGAGGAGGAAGAUGCCUCUGGGUUCCAGCGCGACCCUGAUGGGUCGGAGACCAGCCGGAUCCGAGGGCCGGCCAAUGGCGGCGAACGAGAUGGUUGCUGCACACGGGUGUUGGAAGGCCAUACGAAAUCGGUGACGGCGCUGUACUUCGAGGAUGACUGUCUUGUCACCGGCGCUUCGGAUAAGACACUUAGGCAGUGGGAUCUCACCACCGGCCAGUGUGUGAUGACGAUGGACAUUCUUUGGGCCAUGUCGCAUCCUCCGAGGGCACCCGGUGGACUACCCACCGGGCUUUUCUCGGAUAUAGCUCCCUCUGUCGGGACCUUUGCCGUGCCGAUGCCAGCGUUCGCGGAUGGGACAUGGGAAAUGUACGAAGACUUUGUUGGCGGCGUGCAGUUCUGGGGCUAUGGACUGGUCAGUGGCAGUGGUGAUGGGGCCGUCAGAAUGUGGGACAUGCGAACCGGACAAGCUCAUCGGACUCUUCUCGGUCACACCGGUGCAGUGACUUGUCUACAGUUCGAUGAGAUCCACAUCGCCAGCGGCAGUCUGGACAAGACCGUUCAAGUCUGGGAUCUGCGGACUGGCGGGACCUUGGAAACUCUCAAGUACGACCAUGCCGUCACGGCACUCCAGUUCGACACACGGAAGAUCGUGGCUGCAAGUGGGGAAAACGGAAUCAAGGUGUAUAACCGAACGAGCCAGCAGUAUUCGACCUUGCAGACAAAUGGGCAUCUCCGGCCUGUAGAACGACUGCGAUAUAUGGACCGGUACAUGGUCUCUGGAGGACGGGAUGCCACAGUCAAAAUCUGGUCUUUAUAGAGGACAAUCUAAGUACCAUACAAAAUCGUAAUACGUGCCAGAAAACAAUACAAAUCUUGGUGUCCACCAGGAUCUAAA